AUCGUCCCUUUGCACACCGCCCCUUCCGCUCUAACGACGCCGGGGCGGGGCGCCGUCCGGAACACGUCCGCCAUUGGCCGGGGGGGCGGGUCCGGGGCGAGGCGGCCCGCGGAUUGGCCGGGCUCGCCGGAGGGCGGGCCCGCGCAUGCACUUAAGGGGCGACGACGGCGCGGGGGUAGUGCCAAGAUGUCGGCUGUCCCCGAGCUGAAGCAGAUCAGCCGCGCCGAGGCCAUGCGCCUGGGCCCGGGCUGGAGCCACUCGUGUCACGCCAUGCUCUACGCCGCCAACCCGGGGCAGCUGUUCGGCCGCAUCCCCAUGCGCUUCUCGGUGCUGAUGCAGAUGCGCUUCGACGGGCUGCUGGGCUUCCCGGGCGGCUUCGUGGACCGGCGCUUCUGGUCGCUGGAGGACGGGCUGAACCGCGUGCUGGGGCUGGGCCUGGGCGGCCUGCGGCUGACGGAGGCCGACUACCUGAGCUCGCACCUGGCGGAGGGCCCGCAGCGCGUCGUGGCGCACCUGUACGCGCGGCAGCUGACGCUGGAGCAGCUGCACGCCCUGGAGGUCCGCGCCGUGCACUCGCGCGACCACGGCCUGGAGGUGCUCAACAUGAUGCCCGAGGACAAGCUGGCUGAGGCCUUGGCUGCGUCCGCGGAGAAGCAGAAGAAGGCCCUGGAGAAGCUGGGCCUCCCCAAGUCUUCCUCCUAAGGUUGCCUUUGCCCUCCCCCCGCCCUGCCGUCCGCGCCAGGUGUUUGCCGGCUGCCCUGUUCCACCCGCGGCCCGACCCCAGGGCCCGACCAUCCUCACCUGCCUCACGGGUUGGGGAGGCCCCAGGGCUGCAGCUUUCCCAGCGGGUCGGCUGCCCCACGCUGGCACCGCACCUAACAGCUAGUGUGCCCGCUCGGGGUGAACGCCUGCCUUUGCCCCUCCGUCAGCCAGCCCGGUCAGACCUGGCCCGUUUGCUUUAGCUGCUGUCGCCCCUGCGACUGGUGAGCCUUCGGGGCAGCUCUGCACACCGGGCUUGCUCACCUGACUGGGGGCUGCGGGCGGGCACAGGAGGGGCUCCCCCAAGUGCAGGUGCCGGCCGCCGCCCUGUACUGCGCUGGCG
This is a messenger RNA of Erinaceus europaeus (western European hedgehog), 1102 nucleotides long. RefSeq names its product nudix hydrolase 16 like 1 (gene NUDT16L1). Gene Ontology annotation, cellular component: nucleus. The record is from RefSeq and is a predicted model, not a curated record. NCBI's taxonomy places the organism in Eukaryota, Metazoa, Chordata, Mammalia, Eulipotyphla, Erinaceidae. The transcript is spliced from 3 exons. Gene Ontology annotation, molecular function: snoRNA binding. Bases 187 to 702 code for a protein of 171 amino acids.